AUUUGUAAUUCGCGGUUGUGUUUGUCACAGCUCACGUGUGACCACGAUCCUUCAAAUGAUACAAGAUUGCGUUGAAACAACAACACCAAUGGACUUUAGACUGCUCUUGAAAUAACGCCGAAUUAUUCUUAACACUACUGUGCCUAUAACAGCUAAAAUGGGUAUAUUAUACAAAGACCUGAAUGCGUUUUCGAGAUAUCUGUUGUGCAAAUCUAGACAGUUUUCAGUCAAGUUAACUUAAUUAUAAAGAGCAUGUCAAUGUAAAGAACUGACCUAUCUUCGUUUCAUUUUCGCAAGCUGCUUAAUCUCUAAUAAUGUCUCUUGUGGAAUCUGACGAAAACACUCCGCUUCUCAGAGGCGAAAAUACAAGUGGUGGCGAUGCAGACAGAAGCCGGUGGAGGUCCAUCAGGGUCAUGUAUUUCACUAUGUUCCUUAGCAGCGUUGGUUUUAGUAUUGUCAUUACUUCCAUAUGGCCCUAUUUGAAGAAAAUUGAUAAAAGUGCAGAUGCCAGUUUCUUGGGAUGGGUUGUUGCUGCAUAUAGUUUGGGUCAGAUGGUGGCCUCACCCCUCUUUGGAUUGUGGUCCAACCACAGGCCUCGACGAGAGCCUCUAGUCUGCUCUAUAUUCAUCAACGUCUCUGCUAACAUUUACUACGCCUAUGUCUACCUACCUUCCUCACACAAAAAAAUUCACAUGCUUUUGGCUCGUACAUUUGUGGGCAUUGGAGCAGGUAAUGUAGCAGUUGUGAGGUCCUAUGUGGCUAGUGCCACUUCCCUGAGGGAAAGAACCUGUGCAAUGGCAAACAUGAGUGCCUGCCAGGCUCUCGGCUUCAUACUCGGCCCAGCCCUGCAAGCUGCUUUGGCAUUCAUUGGAGAGACUGGCGUCAAUGUGAAUGUCAUCCAGCUUUGGGUUAAUAUGUACACUGCUCCAGCACUGUUGGCAGCCUUCUUCGGCAUCAUUAACAUUCUGCUGGUUAUAUUAGUCUUGAGAGAGCACUUUGUGGAUGACCAUGGAAAUGAUAUCCGUGCAAUUAACUACACCUCAGAGGAGCAAGUAGAUGUGGCUCCUGAGGCAGAAGGUGAUAUCGACCAGAUCGCAGUGUUCACAUCUAAUGUCCUUUUCUUUGUCAUUCUCUUCAUUUUUGCUGUGUUUGAAACUAUAUCUACUCCUUUAUCAAUGGACAUGUUUUCAUGGACGAGGAAAGAAGCUGUUUCGUACAAUGGUAUCAUAUUGGCUGCCAUUGGCUUUGAGUCCAUCCUCGUGUUCGUGGUUGUAAAAGUGGUCUCGGCACGGGUAGGAGAUCGCCCACUGCUACUUGGAGGCUUGAUUUUCAUAUUUGUGGGUUUCUUUAUCUUGUUGCCAUGGGGAAAUCAAUAUCCUAAAAUACAGUGGGCAGACAUUCAGAAUAACACUAGACUGGCACCCACUCAAUCCUCAAACACGUCUCUGGAGCCCACUGGAUGCCCAUACCAACAGGCCUGGUGCUUGUUUACCCCUGUAAUCAACCUGGCACAGUACAUUACCUCAGACAUCCUGAUUGGAGUGGGGUAUCCCACAUGCAACGUAAUGUCCUACACUUUAUACUCAAAGAUACUUGGCCCCAAACCACAGGGGGUUUACAUGGGCUGGCUGACAGCAUCAGGAAGUGGUGCGCGGACCCUCGGGCCUGUGUUUGUCUCUCAGGUCUACACCAACUGGGGACCCCGAUGGGCUUUCAUUGUCAUAUGUGGCAUAGUGCUAGUUGCAAUCGUAUUUCUCAGCGCUAUGUACAAACGACUUAUCGCCUUCUCCAUACGCCAUGGAAUGAUAGAAGACUAAGAGCAUGACUGACAAGUGCCUCCGCCAACUACUAAAGGACAGUUUAGAGAAGUGAGCCUGACCUAAAGAUGGAAAACUAAGGCCCCAUUUACACUGCAUGGUUCAAGUGACCCAAUUCCAAUUUUUUCCUCUCAUGUGGCACAGAUCGGAUCUGACCGGUGAACGUGUAAGCAGGAAAAAAACGCAUGGAUUCCGAUUUUCUCAGAUCAGGCCUAAUUCAUAUGCGGUAAUAAAUUGGAUAUGAAUCAGAUACGUGCAUUUGUGUGUGCCAGAUAAAUCGGAUAUUCCCCAGUAAGUGCGAGUCGUACUUCAUUAAAAAAGUGACGUCAACUCAGGUGGACACCACCAACUGAGAUCACAUGACUUAUUAUAGGCAACAAGGGCUCUCCUCUUUUUUUCUCAGCCGUACGAGACCAAUGUUUUGCUGAUUUUCUUUUUUGUUGACUUUUCAAAAUAUUGUGGAAAGCAAAACACUGUAUAAUUUUAUUUGCAUCUGCAUCCAUUGUAUUUCGUGCUGUUUUACUUCCUUUUCCGUGUCAGAACGUCUACGUUUGGUAGUUUCAGCAGUGUAUAGUGUAAAUGCAAAAAUUGGAUACGGGUCACUUUUAUAAAAAGUAAGCAUGUCGUCAAAAAUCAUCGGAUUUGGCCAUCAAGACCUGCAGUGUAAAAUGCAGCCUAGGAUAACUGUAUAAAUUGUGGAGCUUUCCAAGCAUAAUCAUGAUUCUGAAGAGGCUUAAGAAGUUGUAAAUAUCUUUAUAUCUUCUAUAUGUUGAACAUAUAUAGUUUACCUUGUUAACCAAACUGUGAAUAUAACUACUAUUGUCGCAAAAUGACAUGGAUUGACACCACAGAAAACUGAACAGUGGCAGACUCUAAAAAGUCCCAUGUGACGGGCAGUAUUAAUGAAUGGCAGCUCAAUGGGUUAUGAAGCAUCGCAGAUUAUGAGGCCUAAAUAUUGAGCGUUUAGGAUUAUGAUUGUUUCGGUUUUAAUUUAUUUUAAUAACUUGAAUUUCUGGCAUUGCUGAGCAUUAACAAAUGUGUCAGGUGACUUAUUAAAAUCUGUAUUGAUGGGACAGGCUUAAUACCAAUGUUAAAGUUUCUUUCUUUUUAAUAACACUAAGCUUAAAAUGUACACUAGGUGCUGAGCAUCUUGACUUGACUUUGGCUGCCUCCAUAAUCACUGGAUAACUACAAGACUACUGUAUUUUAAUUUUCACUCCAAAUGCUCUUUUGUUUGGUUUGUUAAAGCACAUAAAUUCUGAAGCACAGAAUUUCCUGAGAACUGGCAAUUAAUUGUUCCUUUAAUAGUUUUAAAUCGUUUCCAGCUUUUUUGUUCCCCUUUCUUUAAAUACAUUAAAAAUGAUAUUUUACAAGAA
Messenger RNA from Carassius gibelio (silver crucian carp), 3193 nucleotides. Its product is annotated as major facilitator superfamily domain-containing protein 8. The record is from RefSeq and is a predicted model, not a curated record. Gene Ontology annotation, cellular component: lysosomal membrane. Lineage: Eukaryota; Metazoa; Chordata; Actinopteri; Cypriniformes; Cyprinidae. Gene Ontology annotation, molecular function: transmembrane transporter activity. The transcript has 12 exons. Gene Ontology annotation, biological process: transmembrane transport. Bases 315 to 1817 code for a protein of 500 amino acids.